AUGGCUCCGGCCCGGCCCCGGCCUCGGCCUCUACCCCGGCCCGGCCCCGUGAUCCGAUCACGGCCCCCGGCCCCAGCCGCUGAAUGCAGGUCUGACCCCGGCCUCGCCCCGGGCGCUGCCGACAGAGCGCGCCAGCGGCUCCGCUCGGACCCCCGAGCUCCGGUCCCAAGAAGCCCCGAACUCUUCCCUGCGGAAACCCAGCACCGUCACUCAACCGGAAGUUGCGGCCGGGAAGAGCGAGGGGGCGGGACCAAAGAGAGGGGCGGAGCCGGAAGAGAAGGGCGGGAGACAGCGCACCCCGAGAAAAGAGGUCGGAGUAGGCCCGAAGCAAGUCCGUCAGUGCGUACGAGGAACGGCAGUCUUGGCACAGCCACGGCAGAGCUGGGGCAGAGGACUUCGACUGAGCUCGCCAGGAAAGGAGGGAGGGAACAGGACACCCUCUACAAGGGGCCCAGAAGGCUGUUCCCGUUUUGGAGAAGCCUCCGGUGCUCAGGAGGUGCCUGUUUCAGGUAUCAGGAGGAGCUGCCAGCUUCUAUAAGAGAGAGAAAGGAGAAAUACCUAACUCGAGGUGAAUUGCUGAAGCUGAUGGAAUGGAAGCUGGUGAGGGGCAGAUUCAGACCACGACUGCAGCAUUUGGUGGCCACUAACCCAGAGGAACUGGUAAAGCAGUGCACAGCAGCAGCCUUCUCUCUACUGCCCAAUGUGGAAGCUGCCAUCACAGAGCUGAGCCAGCUUAAGGCCGUGGGACCAGCCACUGCCUCUGCAAUUCUGGCAGCAGGUGCCCCAGAGACAAUAGCAUUCAUGGCAGAUGAGGCAGUAGCUGCUGUCCCUGACCUCCCCGUGCUCCAGUAUACUCUCAAACACUAUAUCCUAUAUUUGGACAAGAUCCGGGCCUGUGCUAAGAGACUAAACCAAGUUGAUGCUUCAUCAGAAUGGACUCCUCACCAGAUAGAAAUGUGCCUCUGGACCUGGAAUGUGGCCCAAAAACUGUGUCCCACAGUCCUGCCUCCCUUUUCUUGGAAAGCCCCCAAAGCCAGGGAAGGUGCUGAAGAUGUUAGACCAUCCAAGAAACGAAAAGCUAGUAUUCACUGAUCCUCGUUGUCUGUAUACACUCCACCCAAGAGAAAUACAUCAAGUCACAGUAACCUGCAGCCAGACUCCUGUCCUCUACUUGUGUCCAUCAAGGGCUCAGGGCAGAGGGUAGCCACUGUCAUCCAUUAAAAUUGCCUUCCAUCCCAA
Vombatus ursinus (common wombat) is the source of this 1239-nucleotide messenger RNA. RefSeq lists its product as uncharacterized. Lineage: Eukaryota; Metazoa; Chordata; Mammalia; Diprotodontia; Vombatidae. The record is from RefSeq and is a predicted model, not a curated record. Bases 1 to 1092 code for a protein of 363 amino acids. The transcript has 7 exons.